Rattus norvegicus (Norway rat) is the source of this 7170-nucleotide messenger RNA. Lineage: Eukaryota; Metazoa; Chordata; Mammalia; Rodentia; Muridae. The record is from RefSeq and is a predicted model, not a curated record.
GGGUGGGGAGUGUCGUAGGAGGGCACUGCGCGAGAGUGGUGGGGAUUCUCCGCAGAGCCGGGGGGAGCCCCAUGCGGUUCCGGGGUCUGAGCCGCCCAGCCUGCAACUUCUGAAAUGACCGCAUGCGGCUAAACCCCUCUGCCCUGUGAUUCCAGGCAGCACCUCCCGGGGACUUCUCAGCUGCCCUCUGCGGACUGUCCGGGCUGAAAAACGGGGUGUGGGGUGCCAGGACAGGUUCCUGCUCCCCAAGAUCCGGGAUCUGGAUCGGGGAUCGCCUCCGAGGGGCCGCACGCGCGUGUGCAGGCGGAUGUGAGGCGCAUCUCAAUUGGCGGGCGGGGGAAGCGGAUCAGGUUGUUACUACUGCAGAGCGCGCGAGCGAGGGAGCGGGAGGAGAGCCGCAGCGCUGGCCGGCGCGGGAGUGGGAAGAGGGGACCUGGACUUCGGGGCGGCAGACUCCCGCUGCCUUCUCCACCAGCCCACACCGAUCGGCUCCCGGAACAUCUCCGGCUGUCCCCUCUGCCACCAUGAGAAACAUCUUCAAGAGGAACCAGGAGCCCAUUGUGGCUCCGGCCACCACCACUGCCACAAUGCCUCUGGCACCCGCCGCACCUGUCGAUAACUCUACAGAGAGCACGGGCACCGGGGAGAGCCAAGAAGACAUGUUCGCCAAGCUGAAGGACAAAUUCUUCAAUGAGAUCAACAAGAUCCCUUUGCCCCCCUGGGCUCUGAUUGCCAUGGCCGUGGUUGCUGGCCUCCUGCUGCUCACCUGCUGCUUCUGCAUCUGUAAGAAGUGCUGCUGCAAGAAGAAGAAAAACAAGAAGGAGAAGGGCAAAGGCAUGAAGAACGCCAUGAACAUGAAGGACAUGAAGGGGGGCCAGGAUGAUGACGACGCGGAGACAGGCCUGACUGAAGGAGAAGGAGAAGGCGAGGAGGAGAAAGAGCCGGAGAACCUGGGCAAAUUGCAGUUUUCUCUGGACUAUGAUUUCCAAGCCAACCAGCUCACCGUGGGCGUCCUGCAGGCUGCUGAACUCCCGGCCCUGGACAUGGGUGGCACGUCAGACCCUUAUGUCAAAGUCUUCCUCCUCCCAGACAAGAAGAAGAAAUAUGAGACCAAGGUGCACCGGAAGACACUGAACCCAGCCUUCAACGAAACUUUCACCUUCAAGGUGCCAUACCAGGAGUUAGGAGGCAAAACCCUGGUGAUGGCUAUCUAUGACUUUGACCGCUUCUCUAAGCAUGACAUCAUCGGGGAGGUGAAAGUGCCCAUGAACACGGUGGACCUUGGCCAGCCCAUCGAGGAAUGGAGAGACCUACAAGGCGGAGAGAAGGAAGAGCCAGAGAAGCUGGGUGACAUCUGUACCUCCUUGCGCUACGUGCCCACUGCUGGGAAGCUCACCGUCUGUAUCCUGGAGGCCAAGAACCUGAAGAAGAUGGAUGUGGGGGGCCUCUCAGACCCCUAUGUGAAGAUCCACUUGAUGCAGAAUGGCAAGAGACUCAAGAAGAAGAAGACGACGGUGAAGAAGAAGACCUUGAACCCCUACUUCAAUGAGUCAUUCAGCUUCGAGAUCCCCUUUGAGCAGAUCCAGAAAGUCCAGGUGGUCGUCACCGUGCUAGACUAUGACAAACUGGGCAAGAAUGAAGCCAUUGGAAAGAUCUUCGUAGGCAGCAACGCUACAGGCACGGAGCUGCGGCACUGGUCCGACAUGCUGGCGAACCCUCGGAGGCCCAUCGCCCAGUGGCACUCUCUGAAGCCUGAGGAAGAAGUGGAUGCUCUUCUGGGCAAGAACAAGUAGGCAGCGGCGGCUGGGGCCACGCCCCAGAGGACACUGACGAGCUCCAGAGCUAUCAAUACCUCAGUUAUGCGACCUUAGAGGUUUCUUCAUUUGUUUGCGGUGUGUCCUGUUUUCCUUUCCUUUUUCUUUUUUUGUCUUUUUAAAAACCAACUUCCUUUUGGUGGCUAUGUGAAGAGUCCCCUAAGACGUGAAAGAGAAGCCUGGCUCUGUUAUUGUCCCAGGAGCUGUCCUUGUUGCAUGCCCUAUCACGGUUUCCCCUCACCCCAAGUGGGGCCCUCUACUGUCAGAGUGGAAGCACUUCCUGCUUUUCCUGGGUUUUGGACCAACAAAGUGGCAAGCACAUUCUGUGUCUCGACUGUGUGUGUGUGUGUGUGUGUGUACACGUGUGCCCAUCCAUCCCCACCUUGCCUCUGUUUGGAAUAUCUCUUCGUUUCUGGAAUGAGUCAUGGACAAUGAUGCCGUGUGAGAGAGGAAAGUCUUCAGGUACUCCGAGGUGAGGAGAGCCCACUGCUUAAGUGGUCAGAGGCCAGAAGCUCUCAUAGUCCUUGCGAAAGGCCAUUUGGAAGACGCAAGAUGUGAUACUGGAUGUGUUCCGAACUAGGACCAAAGGCUUGAUGCCAUCCCAGACUCCCUCUUGUCAGUCAUGGCUUCCCCAGGAGUGGGGCUUUGGGAUCAUUCAUGAAAAUAAACUAUUUACUCGACUGGUCGGAUUCAGCCAGGGACCGCCAGCUCCAGGAUGUCAUUCUUGUUGACGACAUCAAACUUUGAAGAAACAGAAGUCCCAUUACUCAGCUCUGGAUCUUUGCCUCGUCCAGUGGGAGGCAGAUGCUUCCCCCCUCUGCAGAGUACAAGCAGUGCGUUCAUUUGCAUUCACGCACCAUCUGCUUUUGCCUCUGUUUCCCUUUUUGUGUAAGUGGAAAAAUACCAUCUGACGAUAAGUGCUUUGCACAGAGCCAGAGACCUAUUAGAGGGACGCUUGGGUGUUUAGUUCCCUUGAGGUCCAGGUAAGGAGGAGGUGUCAAGAAGGGGAGCGUUGGUGGACAGUGACAAGCUAGACAUUGCAGAGCUCCUCACAACUCCUAUUCCUGACCCUCUGGACCCUUUGACCCUCAGUGAUGGUAGCCGGAGUAGCCCAGGCAGACCUUAGGAGAGGCCCCGUCCUUCCCUUCCUUAGACAGUUUUCUCAGAAUGCCAGGAAACACAGCGCAUUCAUUUCAGAUGGGUGGUGGAGAAAAUGUGCUAAGGUUUGCACCCUAUGUUCAGUUUGUGUUUCCUUCCUGUUCCCUAGUUGUCCCCAGCAUUGAUAAAAAAGCCAUAUAUAUGUUAGUCAGGCUUGGACUAAGUAUCCUUCCCAACCUUCUGCCUGGGCAAGGGGCGUAGGCUCCUUGUAACCUGAGGCUGCUCCUUUCCCUUGGUCUUACAUUUGUUCUCCAAUCUCUCAGGCCUUUGUUCUCCUACCACCGGAAGUAUACAGCUUUCCGGAAGUCGGUGGGGGACGGGGCGGGGGGGGGGGAGGAUGUGGGGCACUCGAUUCAACAGCAAAUGUGGCAGGACUUCUGCUCUGCCCCACCUGGGUCCUUCUGCUUCUUGUGGGUCUCAGAGAUGAAUGGUGUUGUAGAGUUUGGCUAUGAGAACCCAGCAUGGAGGAGGUGUAGUGUCUUAAUUUUAGUGAAAAUGGGGGAUAUGUGGGUUUGCUUUGCUUUUUUGGUUUGUUUGUUUGUUUGUUUUGGUUUAAGUAGGGAGUGAGGUAACACUUCCACCAGAAACAGACUGUGAAGUAGGUUCGACCUGCCUCUCUUUUAGAGACCCUUCUGCUAUUGGCCCUUGGUACAUGGGAAGUUGUGUAUUUUAUACACUCUCUGUGUUUAUGGUACACAUGGAGAAGGGAGGACUCUGAUAGGAUUAUGGGCUGUAGUCCUUGGGACCAGGGUUCAUUCUGCUAAUGGUAGAACAUCGUUAGGCUAUCAGGUACACUCAGAGUUCAGGUGGUUGGAGAGUACCAGGGUCCUGGCAUGGACAUCUGAUGUCACUGGAUUCCUUUCUGUAGAAUUCUGGUGCUUUCCCGGCCCCUCCCCACACUGGCUCUUCUCUCACAUUCCAUAAACUCCAUUCACAGAAACUCCCGUCAAUCUUACCCUUCUUCCAGCUUUCCCCAGUCAUACUUAACUCCCUGGCUUCUCUCCUAUAAACCUCAUCUAGCCCUUCCUUCUACAGUCCUACUGUCCUGCUGACAGAGGGAAGGACUGACAGAGGGAAGGAAAGAGAGAAGGAAUAGUGGGUGCCUCUGCGGUUUGAAUGUCCCUGGGCUGACACAGGCUAGGGCUCAUUACUGUGGGCAGCCUGCCAGGACUUUUUAACUCUAGUUUGGAGUCAGCGUGGAUGCUGGGAGUGGUUCCUCUUCAGGCUUGGGGCUGGUCCCAGACUAGCCACCCAAGCAGAUGGCAGCGGUCCAGGUCCAGAGGCUAGGCAGGAACAUGUUGGGGCUUCAGGUUUUCUGCACUAGGGGGGGCUGAUAUGACCCAGACCUCAGCACUGCAUUCCAAACCUUCACUGCCACCGGGCUUCUCUUGGGAUGCCAGGGUCCUGGGUUAUCAACACUGAGCAGAGAGAGUCAAUGUUUCUGGCUGGCGAGGGAUUCUGGAUACUUCUGUGGAUGAAAGUUUUUAUCCCAAAGAGAGGAAAGUAUUUACUCGAGGGUUUGUUUGCUUUCGUUUUUAAAGAGAACUUAUGACCAUGACUACCCACUCAACUCCACUGAGGAUCUGGGGGCACCAGUUCUCCUUGAAUGAUCCUCCCAGAAGCAAGGCAACCUCUGCAGUGCCUGGGGGCAGUUUUGGUGACUUAGAAACACAGGCUGGCCCAGGGACCAGGGAGCUCCCAGCCAAACAAGUGCUUGGAAUGAGCAGGGUGAGGCCCAGCCAGAGACCUGUCUUUCUUCCCAGGAAGCCAACAUUGUUUUGUUUUGGUAGAAGUGGUCUGUGGUGAUUUUGCUGGCCCAAGACCCAGUGAAGGAGGUGGGAGGCUUUUUACCACAGGCCUCUUCAUAAAGGUAGCUUUUAGAAACACGCCUCUGUGCUGGACGUUAAGGGUGGCUGAUGCUAGCAAAGUGGAAGGACUCCCUCGUUCAUUUAAUGUCACGUCAGUUCUUGAGAAUCCCAGGCCUCUGACCCCUGCCUAACCCUAACCCUAACCCUAACCCUAUAUAGCAGCCGUCUUCCUGAAGGUAGGGAGAGAUCAAAGUUUCCCCAUCCUGUGCUCAGCCUGCUGCUGUGUGUUCCUCUCUGCAGGCUGCCUGGGGUCUUUUCUCAGAGCUAGUGGGUAGCAGUAGGGGACCUACAGCCCCACGAUGGCUGCCAGAUUUGGCAAAUACAAAUACAGGAUACUUGGCUAAACUUGAAUUUCAGAUAAGCAAAUAAUUUUGGAAGUAUAAGGAUGUCCUAUGCAAUAUUUGGGACAUACUGUACUAUAAAGUGACCCACUGUUUAAUGUGAAAUUUAAGUUUAACUGGCUAAUCCUGCACUGUGUCUGGCAACGCACCCUCUGGCUACUUCGUCCCUCUUUUCUUCAGUCCCAGGGGCCAGAGGCCGGUGACCACCGUUUUGAUUUAGCCUGUCUUUUGAACUGCAAUAUCAAGAAGGGGACACUGUGGCUUGAAGAUAUAGGAAUAUACUUUAUUUUUGAAGUAACAACAAAACAGGAACCUUCUGAAGCCAUUGAGCCUCAUUGGAUGCCCCCCACCCCCAUGUUCAUUUAGUUAUAUAUUAUAAAAGAAGAUGCUAUCUAUAAACACACGAGCAGAAUCUUGUUUAAUCAAGAUGCAUGUCUACAAUUCUGUAAAUAGCCGCAUGGCCAUGCUGAGAGCCCCCUUGAUCUCCCAACCCCACACCCGUUUUACAGAACUGGCUGCUCCUUGAUUCUGUGUUGUGUAAAGUCUUUGUCCUCACCUCCCCUGCAGGGAAUGACCACAGUGGGAGAUAAUGUUCUGGCCCUGGUGCCAGCCCUGCCCAGGGAAGAUGCUGAAGGAUACUAGCCCUGAAGGCAGGUCUGCCUCGUGUCUGCAGGGCUAACCCUUGGGGCACGGUGCACUGUCUAGCCUGGCGUCUGGUGUCCCGUUGCUUCUGUGUUCCGUGUGUGUGACGUGAUUCUUCCUUCCCACUGUCUUGAAUAAACUGAAAAGCCAUAAAGGGCCUCCUACUGGAGGGUGCCCUAAACUCCUUCCAGGAGCCCCCCUGUCCCUCUAACUGGCUCCCCACAGAACACUUGUGAAGGGCUCACCUGUCCGUCACCCUCUCUUGCUCCCUUAGCCCUGUGUCAUGAGGACAGUUGGUGUUUCAGGGCUUCUGGUGGGGUCUCAGGAGAUGCCCCUGGCUGGCUUUUGUGGCCUCAGUCUGAUGGUUGAACUCUACUGAGUAUAGGCAGGGCAGUGGUUUUGACUCUGUGGCUUGGAUAUCCUCUGAGAGGCCUGGAGGCAACCAGGGUUUUCAGAAGCAGUCAGCAGCCCAGCCUAUAGUCAGGUUCUCAGUGGCAGCCUGGGAUGAACAAGGCCAGCCCUGCCUACUUUUCCCUGAGCUGUCAGGACCACAGAAAGCAGUGGAGGAGUGGCCCAUGGGGAAAACCUGAAACUGCAGUGGUUAAACUUCCUACCCUCUCUCUCUUUUGUCUAGCAGUGCCACAGAGCAGGGUGCUCGAGAGCAUGGUGGUAGUGUGGUGGCGAUAAGGGGUCACUCACAAUGGAGGAGCACAUCCGCUCCCAGGGCAGCCUGAGCAGGCAUGGCAUGUAGUGAUUGUUUGGGUAGACAGGGCUGGAGCAGCUUGGGCACCCAGAGGACUCCCCAGAAGCCAGUCAUGUAGUACUAAUCCAGGGGACCUCAGGCAGAAUUGGGCAAGUGUAUUGGCCAUGGCCAGGGGCAACAACGUGGGGUUGGCUGGAGACUUCCAGCCUCCACAGAAACUGAAAUUGGGAACCGUGGCAGCGGAGUCAUGCAAGGUGGCAGGAGCUGUGUGUGGAUCUCAGUUUCACCCCCAGCUUUACUCGGCAGCUGGGAGUUCAGGGAAGCGAUCUCGAAGUCCGAUCAUCCUGCCCUAAGUCCAGCUCAUCUAAGGAUUUGAUUUGCUUUCUGAAAACCAUAGGCCCAGAAACUUCCAAAGCUGGGGCAGAAGCUGGGUGAGCCCUGCUCCCCCUGGAAUACACUGGCCCACCAGGAGCCCUCCCUGUCUCCCUAAGGAGGACACGUGUAGCCCUCCCCUUCCCUCCCCACUCUGCUUGGCAAUGCUUCCUCCAUUCCCUUAUGUGGGCUCCACUGUUGUCUGAUCUCUUGUCAAAUUGUUAUUUUGUAACGAGCUGCGUCUCCUUAUUAAAGAAAAGAGCUGAAAGCAA